Molecule: messenger RNA, 2945 nt
Organism: Branchiostoma floridae (Florida lancelet)
Lineage: Eukaryota; Metazoa; Chordata; Leptocardii; Amphioxiformes; Branchiostomatidae
Product: serine/threonine-protein phosphatase 6 regulatory ankyrin repeat subunit C-like
Exons: 7
Coding region: 83-1327 (414 amino acids)
Biological process (GO): intracellular signal transduction
Molecular function (GO): protein binding
Source: RefSeq, a predicted model, not a curated record
AUUGCUGCAUUGCUAAUAAAUUUCCGUCAGGCGGCGUUUUUGAGCGUGGUUCCAACCCGUCUGCAGCGGAGUCGCCAAAAAUAUGGCUUUCCGUGACCGUGAACAGGAACGGCAACGGCAAAUUUCACUCGGAAGGCAACUUGUGGAGGCUUCAAGGAAGGGGGAAGGCUCAGUCAUCAGGAAUCUGCUGAAAGUUGGCGCGUCCGUGGAUGCAGAAGAAUUCAACAGAACUCUGUUCUACGCAUCUCAGAACUACCUGACACCCCUGCAAGAAGCCGCAAAGUUUGGACAUGCCGACUGCGUCAGGGUACUCAUACAACAUGCAGCUGAUGUGAACACCUGCGACCGGUUUGACGUGACAGCUGUGCACCUGGCAGGGGAGGGUGGACAUGUCCAGUGUCUGCACGCUCUGCUGGAGGCAGGAGCUGACCCUAACAAGGGAACCAAGUACUCCAAACCUGGGGCCUAUACAGCGUACCCACACCCCGGCGGCACCACGCCCCUGCAUCUGGCAGCCACAAACGACCACGUGGACUGUAUCCGCGAGCUGAUCAUCAACGGCGCCGACUACAAAUCCCAGGACGAGCUGGGCAGGACCAGUCUGUACAUCUCCAGCUACAGGCAGAGCGAGAAGGGAGUCCUCACACACCUGCAGAACGCCAUGGGCAGGGACAUACUGUCUCUACCUGUGUACCAGACAGAGGAGACACCGCUACAUGAGAGUGUGAGACAUGGUAUGUCGGACGCAGUGCGCGCUCUGCUGAGGCACGGUUCUGACGCCAACGCCAUGAACUCCUCUGGUCACUCCCCGUUCCACUGUGCUGUGUUCCACACCGACAAGUUCUCCAUGGCCAUGGUCAAGGACAUGCUGACCCUGGGGUACAACACAGACGUCAACCUGCCCACAACCGCAGGUGCCUACCCUUUGUUCUUUGCCUGUUUCACGGACGGCUUCCGCGGCCAGCGACGCCCUGAGCUGGGAGAGCUGCUGAUCGCGUACGGAGCCAAGCCUGAACUGCUGCACAAAAAGAGCGGUCCCCUCAUCACAUCAGAACUCAAGAGUCGAGACACUGACAUGACAAUACUACAGUCUGUAGCCGACACCCAGCCGAUGAUCUCACGGAAAUACCUGGCACCAGACUUCUUUGCCCCGCCCAUCCCGGCACAGAAAAGGGCGUGGCUGGAGGACAUGACACGGUCGCCUCGUAACCUCCAGCACCUCGCUCGCUGCGUGAUCCGCUCGGCGCUCGGACAGUUCGGCCUGCGAAGAGUCUCAGAACUCCCCAUCCCUUCCACACUGAAGGACUAUUUGUUACUUCUGACAUAACAGUUUGACGUGGUGGAGGCCUAGAAACGAAUAUGAAAGAACUGUUGCAUAGUACAUUAUUUUCUUUCUUUCCAAGUGUUACACUGGAUCAGUCAGUGAUCUUCAAAUUUGCAAUAAAAAUGAUACACCUACCUACCCCUUUAUUGUGCUUAAAAAUCUACAUUGUAUCAGUGAUUGAGUUACCAAACUGUUACCAAUGGUAAUAUAUUUUGAAAUCUGUGAAGAGAAGGGUAUCCCUGUCUGCAAAAAAAUGUGGAAAUUUAUGAACCAAAGUGUUGAAGGUAAGGCUAAUGCUUGGGUGAAGUAGGUGAGCUAUGGGUCUCUUGGUCUAGUGCAAUUAUAUUUAUUUACUUAUGUAUAUGUUCUCUCUAACUGACAAAUAUAACUAGUGUUUAUCUCUUUCCCCAAAACAGUUACAGGUAUGACAGACUUCAAGCACUUUCAGCCCAAGUGUCAAAUGACAUACAUGUAGAUGCUGUGGUGUAGUACACAUCCAUUAAUCAGUCCCUAGUUGUUUGUUAUAAGUGGCAAGUUGAUAAACUGUAGGCCACAGAUUAAUGUAGUAGUCAGAAGUAGGUGUUAGCUUCCAGUACAAAGCAGUUACAGUCCUUUUUCUUCUUUCUACAUCUUCUUCCAGAGGAUUCAUCUUCAUGAUGCAAUAUACAAAGUUAGUUACUUCACAUACGGAAAAUAUUGGUGAUGUGCAUUCUUGUUAUACCCCUAUCCUUAGCAGGGUGUUGCUGUAUAUUGUAUAUUUGUACAAAGCUUGCUGUAAUAUUGCUUCCGCUGUUCAUUUAUGAUAAUAGUUAGUAAUGUGCUUGGAUCCAAGUCAAACAGUACCCUUGUAUAGAAUAUUAGUUAUUAUACUGUACCAGGUACCAGGUACCAGGUGUGUGGACAUAGCUUCAUAUACUGUGUCAAUGAUGAGACUUAAAAAUAUGCUAUCAACAGGAUUGCAGUAUGUACCUUUGUUGUAAGGUUUUUUUUAAAGUAGGGGAUUGGUCAAAUAUAUACUAGUUUUGUACUCGUCAUAUUUACCAUCUCACAAGUACUACAAGUGAUUGUUCUACCCAUUCAUCAUGCCAAAAGAUCCUGCCUAACCCUUUCUGAAUGCAAUUUCUAGUACUUACCAUGUAGUUGAUAUGAUUAAACCAACCCUUGAAAUUGUAUGCCAUUUAAAAUCAAAUUUUGUUCAUUGCUGUAAAUUGAUAGGCCCCAUGAGCUUAAGGAAUCCAACACAGCUCAUGAGAUGAUUCAAAAACGAAUUUUUGUGUACUUUGUUGUCUUUUAAGACUUUUAUGUAUUACACAAUAUCUAAGUUAUAAAACAUCAGAGACAAUAACACAACAGUGCCGCAGUGAACAAACCCCGCAGUGAGAUACUAAAUGACACAGUACCAUUUCAUUCUAGAAUCUAGACCUUUACUACCAAUGUGCUCGUAUUUCUACAUUUCUUGUACAUGUACUACAGGAGAGACUGUAUGAACUGCUACAGAAUUGUUACAUCUUUUAUUUGAUGUGACCAGUGAAAAGUGACUUGAGCCAAUCUUGUAUUUGAAAAUACAUUCCAGUAGUGUUAAACUUGGUAGUGUGUGACGCUGUACAAAUAAAUAUAAGGU